Molecule: messenger RNA, 1002 nt
Organism: Plasmodium gallinaceum
Lineage: Eukaryota; Apicomplexa; Aconoidasida; Haemosporida; Plasmodiidae
Product: conserved Plasmodium protein, unknown function
Exons: 1
Coding region: 1-1002 (333 amino acids)
Source: RefSeq, a predicted model, not a curated record
AUGGCAAUAAGUUUAUGUAAGAUAUUACGAAGAAAUAAUAAAAGAGUUCACUAUGAAAAAGGGAAAUAUAUAAUUCCUAAAUUAGAUACUACAUUAGACACUAAAUUCGAUGAAUCAGGAGAAGAAAACAUAUUUGAUCCACCAUUAAAAGCAAAAGAUGACUUGCCUUUAUAUAUGCAACCAUCAGAAAAUAACAAAAGUUGGUCAGAAGAAUGGAGAGACAAAGGAUUAAAAAAAGAAGAGAACAAAAAGCAUAAUUUUCUAUCUUCAGAUAAUUAUGCAUAUAAUGUUCCAUAUAACUAUAAGAUAGUUAUUCCUACCAAAAAAAAUGUAAAGGAUGAUAAAAACAUAAAAGAAGAAUACAGUCGAGAUGUUAGUGAUACUUUAUCCUACACUGAUUUCUGUGGGUUUAGAAAUCCUUCAUUAUCUACAUUUGAUAAUUACAGAUACUGGCAAGAUAGUGGUUUUAAAAAAUUUUUGAAUCGUAUUUUUCCAAUUAAAAUUCCAGAACAUAAAAAAGUUGAUCCUUUAUUAAGAGAAUAUAUAUAUUUUUUGCAUUCAUUUGAUCCCUAUAGAUUUACAUUUAAAAAAUUAAGUGGAAGAUAUUUUUUUCCGGAAAGCACAAUCAAGUUAAUUUAUAAAGAAGAAAGUGUUAAGAGAUUUUUAGCUGAAAAUCAAUUAUGUGACGAAAAAACAAAAAGAAUUACUAAAAAAGAAGCCAUAUUGAAAAUUAAAGAAUUAAUAUAUUCCAAAAAAAUAGGAUAUAAAGAAAUUGGUGAUUAUGAAAAUAUAAAAAAUGAAGAUGAUGAAUUUGUUGGUUAUAAAAAUACAUUUGAUCAAAUAAAUAGACAAGUUAUUCAAGUAGAAUCUAUCUCUUCUUUUCCUUUACCUGAUAGAAGAGAUCCUGUACCAAAAAGAGUAGAUAUUGAUAUGCCAGUUUUUAAUUCAGCAAAUGUAAAAAUUAUGAAUUGGAUAAAUCCAAAUGAUAAAGUUAUAUUUUAA